Nerophis lumbriciformis (worm pipefish) is the source of this 2403-nucleotide messenger RNA. Lineage: Eukaryota; Metazoa; Chordata; Actinopteri; Syngnathiformes; Syngnathidae. The record is from RefSeq and is a predicted model, not a curated record.
AUGUUGAGCACUAAGAAUUCCUGCGUGGGAAUAAUGAGCGCCACCGUGGGAAUGGACCGGAGCAGAGUAGGACAGAGGCUCCAAGCCGCCUUGGCCGGGUUGCAAGAGCUCCAUCUGCUUCGGGACAGGCAGGGCGACAUGGUGAGCUGGGCGCUGGGAGUGGACCGGGACGAGCCGCUCGCUCGCCUGGAUGCCAGGAUGAUGGGGGCUGAGGAGCAGCGAUUGGAGGCGACCCUCACAGCCCUGAAGCAACAGCUGUCUCGUCUUCGGAAACAGGAUGUAGGACUGAAAACUCACCUGCAACAGCUCGACCAACAAAUAAGUGAGCUGAAGCUUGAUGUAAGCAAGGCCUCCACUGAACAACUGGAGAGUGACAGCAGACCAAGUUCAGGAUUCUAUGAGCUCAGCGAUGCUGGCUCUUGCUCCUUGUCAAACUCUUGCACAUCUGUGUACAGCGAGUGCCUGUCGUCCUCCCAGACAAGUCUUCUCCUCCCUAAUUCUCAAGUUAGCCCAGCAUUACAAGCCGACUUGUACCGCCGCCGUUCUGCAGACGAAGGUCCGACUCACGCCAACGCUACGCGGGUAACGGGUCUUCAUUUGGGAAGCAGUAGGAUUAGAGCCAACUCUGCCGUCACUGAAGUUGCAAGGCCAAGACCUGUGUCAACAGGUGACCUUGACAGGGUGAUGACACAAGGACUAAUCUACAAACAAAUGGAUGGCAAAAAACGACCAAUGUGCCCGAAUCUGAAGAUUCCUCCAAUAGACCCCAAGUUCCAGGGCAAUUUGGUGUCCCGCAACGGAAUUGAAAUGUACCACUACCCGAGCCCCUUGCAUGCUGUUGCCCUCCAGAGUCCAAUCUUCUUCCAAGCUGGGGAAUCAGACAUAAUAACUGUGGACAGGCCCCCAGUGAGCGAUUCCGACACACUCCAGGGUACUGAAAUGGGCUAUGACUCCAACACACUGGGUUACAUUGACAAGCUCCUCCAGCGCAGCUCCAGCAAAACCCAUAGGAAUCAGGAGGCCAUGCAGACAAACGGCAGCUACGAGAGGAAACCGCCCGCGUUUCGUCAAGAACCGCUAUCUCUUCCUCAACCUCCCCCAACUAAAGCCACAAACAUCAUACCAAUUGAUAAAGAGCAGAUGAGGGACUGUGUGCCACAUUCCGGUGCAGAAACAACUGAUAAUCCAGGACACCAACAGUCCGUGAGACCUCAGGAGCUUUCAUACGGGCAUUGCUAUCCUGCUGUGGCGAAAGAGUACAGCUCCGAUGAGGUGGCGACUUCAUCACUAAGGAAGAAAGACAAAACACAUGUUGGUUUUGUCGCAAGAGGCCACACGGAAAAAGCGUGUGGCGAAUGCCUACAAACAAGAGCAAUAGAGAAGAAAGUUCAUAGGCAGAGACCAGUCGUUUCACAAAGCUCAAGCGCAGAAGAUAGUCAAGUCUUUGAGGUGCAAAACGGCAAUACGGACUCCCCCAAGUUCGUCCAUGCCAAAUUCGUCCCCGCCGGAACUCAGAGGGUCAAAGUGAGACAAGCCGAUCGUAGAAGCAAAGCCGUAAAACUCCGACGAAAGAGCAGCGAGAAACCUCGAGCGUUGAAGCAACAGCACGAACGAACCCGAGAAUCCUUUGGAACUAAAGGAGAAGCGAGAAGAACUGGAAAAGGGAAGUUGAUCCAGAAAUACCAAUGCUGUCCAACUGAGGAGCACAAACAAGGUUCUUGCGUAGACUCCAGCCAAUUCAGCCUUGGGUUAAUCCACCCUCAGAAAGUUUAUCCAAAGCCUACUUCAUCUGCAACCAAGCCUAGCAAAAGCCGAAGAAUGCAGUCUGAGGAGUACGAGCAGCAGCAGCAGAAGAAGAAGAAGCAAGCGGCUGCCAAGUGGCUAUCUGAUGGAGAACAUUUCCAGCGUCAGAGAUCCAAAGAACUCCAGAACAAUUGGCUAGGAAUGCAUCACCAAUUCAUCUCAUCGAACUCAUUCAACUCUAACCUCAACGCCAGGUACCCUCCGGCUCCCUACAACAGGUCCGGCCUCUACCCUCCUCGGUGCGAGUCCGAGUACUCCGCCGAGUGCGUAUCAGUUUUUCAUUCCACCAUCGCGGCAAGCAGUGACGGAGAGAUGAGCGAUAACACCACCAAUCGCUUUGGCGAUAGCGAAUCCAGCAGGAGUUCUCAAUCUUUCUCCGACUCUGACAGUAGCUUGUCGGCAGAGGAGGGGGAACAUCUCGAUUGGCACGAGGAGGAGGGCGACCUAGUAUGGGCCGAAGCUUCUCUGGGGCCCACCGCGGCCGGAAAAGCCCUCCCACGUCCGGAGCCCUCGGCUUGCCGCAUUAAAGCGUCUCGAGCCUUGAAGAAGAAGAUAAGGCGCUUUCAGCCUGCUUCUCUAAAGGUCAUGACCCUGGUCUAG